Molecule: messenger RNA, 1771 nt
Organism: Oryza sativa Japonica Group (Japanese rice)
Lineage: Eukaryota; Viridiplantae; Streptophyta; Magnoliopsida; Poales; Poaceae
Product: protein CUP-SHAPED COTYLEDON 1
Biological process (GO): regulation of DNA-templated transcription
Molecular function (GO): DNA binding
Source: RefSeq, a predicted model, not a curated record
CCCCUCAAGAAGAGCGAGGCAGCCAUCGAUCGUCGCCUCUCUCGACAGGUGGGGGGAUUUAGUCGAGCGUUCGUACCGCUGCUCCUUCCAUUCCAUUCCUUUGGCUCUUGUGCAGCUCGAUCCAUCGCUGCUGCUCAUUAAUGGCGUUUGUUUGAUUAUGGAGUAGUAGUACUUUGUUUGUUUGUUUCUUCUCCUGUGUGCUUGACUGGUAGUUACUUGUUGCAGCAGCUGGAUGGAGCGGUGCAGCGUGCUGGGGCUGGGCGGUGGCGGGGGCGGGGGCGGGCGGCUGGACGGCGAGCUGCCGCCGGGGUUCCGGUUCCACCCGACGGACGAGGAGCUGAUCACCUACUACCUGCUGCGGAAGGUGGUGGACGGGAGCUUCAACGGGCGCGCCAUCGCGGAGAUCGACCUGAACAAGUGCGAGCCGUGGGAGCUGCCGGAGAAGGCCAAGAUGGGGGAGAAGGAGUGGUACUUCUACAGCCUCCGCGACCGCAAGUACCCCACGGGACUCCGCACCAACCGCGCCACGGGCGCCGGCUACUGGAAGGCCACCGGCAAGGACCGCGAGAUCCGCAGCGCCCGCACCGGCGCCCUCGUCGGCAUGAAGAAGACCCUCGUCUUCUACCGCGGCCGCGCCCCCAAGGGCCAGAAGACCCAGUGGGUCAUGCACGAGUACCGCCUCGACGGCACCUACGCCUACCACUUCCUCUCCUCCUCCACCCGGGAUGAGUGGGUGAUAGCCAGGAUCUUCACCAAGCCCGGCGUGUUCCCCGUCGUCCGCAAGGGCCGCCUCGGCAUAAGUGGCGGCGGCGGCGACACCUCGUGCUUCUCGGACUCCACCUCCGCCUCCGUCGGCGGCGGGGGCGGCACCUCCGCCUCGUCGGCGCUGCGCGCGCCGCUGGCUGAGGCCUCGCUGUUCGCCGCCGCCGCGGCGCCAGCCGUUGACGGCGCCGACAGCAGCAACUACGGCGGGGGCGGCGGCGCCGGCAGCGCCACCGCCACCGCCAACUUGGUCACCGGCCUUGAGCUCGUGCCCUGCUUCUCCACCACAGCCCACAUGGAUGCCUCGUUCGGCACCGGGCAGUACAACCCGGCCCCGCUGGCCGUCGAGCCGCCGCCGCCGCCGCCGGCCUUCUUCCCGAGCCUCCGCUCGCUGCAGGAGAACCUGCAGCUGCCGCUGUUCCUCUCCGGCGGCAUGCAGGCGGGCGUGUCGUCGCAGCCGCUCAGCGGCGGCGGGGCCUUCCACUGGCAGUCCGGCAUGGACGUCAAGGUCGAGGGCGCCGUCGGCCGCGCGCCGCCGCAGAUGGCCGUUGGCCCCGGCCAGCUCGACGGCGCCUUUGCAUGGGGCUUCUAGCCGCAGAUCGACGUCAUGACGCGCAUGGGGCCGGCAAGUAUGCCCUUCAAAGUGUAUGCUAAUUACUACUUACUAGCUCAUUAAUUACUACUAGUAGUACUGUAUUAAUUAGCCUCUGAUCUGUUCUUAGCUCAGGUUUUAAGUUCCUAGUAGGUGUAUGGUUAAAGUAGAGUGAACUCUGGACUAUGGCUAGCAUGUUGUGAUCGUUGUGUCAUCUCACUGCAGUAGCAGGAUUUCCCCUGAGGUGACUGAUCAGUGAUUACACAAUUUUUAUAGAUUUAGUAAUGUACGAACCAAUAUAACCGGUCUAAUUAAUGUAUGUGUAUCGGAGCGUAUCUGUUCACAAUCUAUGAGACAGAUGCAUGGUUGUUUCAGCUCCAAACCACCAUCUUUAGGUAUAUUUUCGUGCUGCAUUUC